UCUCGUGUGAAGCUAUACACGACAGUGGAGUAACUUUUCGAGCAGUCUGUUGCCGCAUCACGGACAAGAUGAAGUUCAGUUUCUGCAUGUGCCUUUGCAUUGUUGUAGGCUUUGCAGGGUUGCAGGUACAGGGGAGAGGACCAUUGGUGUACUUCAGGGCACUUCUGCCAAGUGACAAGACUUUCGGACUUGAAAGUACCAUCGUAUUCAGCAAAGUAGAGGCAAACGUGGGUUCCGGAUAUAACUCAUCAUCCGGGGUAUUCCAUGUUCCAAUUGCAGGUCUUUAUCUGAUGAAAUGCCAACUUGAGACCACGGACCCUGGUGUCUCAGAGUUCUUCCUGGAGAGCCAGGGAGUACAAAAGUCUGUGCUGACCAUUACACACAUUUACAGCUCCAAGACUAUGAGUGUCAUCAUCCCUCUCAAAGUGGGAGACCACGUUCUGAUGAGGAAGAAAUUUGAUAGCCAUAACGCCCCACUGCGAGGUGGAGUGUGGUCUCAGUUCUCUGGAUAUCUGCUGCGGGAAGAUUUAAUCAACUGUCAAUGAAUCAAAUAUGUUCAGAGGAACCAAAAUAAUAAUUUCAUCAUGAAACUUUUAUCACGCACUCCUGUUUAGAGUAAACGUUAACAUUGAAAAUAAACUGUAUCAUUGAGUGAU
Messenger RNA from Haliotis rufescens (red abalone), 656 nucleotides. RefSeq lists its product as uncharacterized. The record is from RefSeq and is a predicted model, not a curated record. The transcript has 3 exons. NCBI's taxonomy places the organism in Eukaryota, Metazoa, Mollusca, Gastropoda, Lepetellida, Haliotidae. Gene Ontology annotation, molecular function: protein binding. The coding region runs from base 69 to 545 and encodes 158 amino acids.